CGACACCUUUAAGAAUUCGUUCGAUACUUUUCCUUUCUUACGCAUCACUGUUUCGACCCACAUAGCCUUAAACCUUCUUCAACCAAAAAAGCUACUAUUUUUUGCCCCAAUUUUCAAUUUCCUCAUCUGGGUCUCCUUCCUUUAUGACAGUUGCAUUAAUUACAUUUUAAAUUUCAGUUUUUUUUUAUCUUCUUCUUGUUUUUUAUCUUUCUUAUUUGGAGUUGAAGAGGUUUAUGUUCAGUUUCAGGACAAGAGAAUGAGCAUCAAGUUGAAUUUUUUGUUGUGUGUUUUGGUUUUGUUGUUGAAGUGUUGUUUGGGAAGGUUUUUGGUGGAGAAGAAUAGCUUGAAGAUCACUUCUCCAAAAUCAUUGAAGGGUACAUAUGAAUGUGCAAUUGGGAAUUUUGGGGUACCUCAAUAUGGAGGAACAUUGGUUGGUUCUGUUGUGUACCCAAAUGUGAAUCAGAAAGGAUGUGACAACUUCACUGAUGUCAAUGCUUCCUUUCAGUCUAAGCCUGGAGGUUUCCCCACCUUUCUUCUUGUUGAUCGUGGAGAUUGCUACUUCACUUUGAAGGCGUGGAAUGCACAAAAUGGUGGAGCAGCAGCUAUUCUUGUAGCUGAUAACAGAGAAGAAAUCCUGAUUACCAUGGACACUCCUGAAGAAGGGAAUGUUGCAAAAGAUGAUUACAUGGAAAAGAUCAAUAUUCCUUCUACUCUUAUCAGCAAAUCCUUAGGGGAUAGUAUCAAGAAGGCUCUCUCAAAUGGGGAGAUGGUUCGCAUAAAUCUUGAUUGGAGAGAGGCUCUUCCGCAUCCUGACGAUAGAGUUGAGUACGAAUUAUGGACAAAUAGCAACGAUGAAUGCGGACCAAAGUGUGACAGUCAAAUUAAUUUUGUGAAAAGCUUUAAAGGAGCAGCUCAGCUACUUGAGAAGAAAGGGUUCACACAAUUUUCUCCUCACUAUAUAACUUGGUAUUGCCCUAAGGAAUUUCUCUUAAGCCAACAGUGCAAGUCUCAGUGUAUAAACAACGGAAGAUACUGUGCUCCGGACCCUGAGCAAGAUUUCAGUAAAGGGUAUGAUGGAAAAGAUGUUGUUGUUCAGAACUUACGCCAAGCUUGCUUUUUUAAAGUUGCAAAUGAAAGUGGAAAGCCUUGGCAAUGGUGGGACUAUGUGACAGACUUUUCAAUCCGUUGCCCCAUGAAAGAGAACAAAUACACAGAAGAAUGCUCAGAUCAAGUUAUUAAAUCCCUUGGUGUCGAUCUGAAGAAGAUUAAAGACUGUGUUGGAGAUCCUCAUGCAGAUGUUGAUAACCCUGUCCUCAAAGCCGAACAGGAUGCACAGAUUGGCAAAGGUUCUCGUGGUGAUGUUACUAUACUGCCUACUCUUAUUAUAAACAACAGACAGUAUAGAGGUAAGUUGUCAAAACCAGCCGUUCUCAAGGCAAUCUGUGCAGGUUUCCUAGAAACAACCGAACCGUCAAUUUGUUUAACUCCAGACAUGGAAACAAACGAGUGUUUGGAAAACAAUGGCGGUUGUUGGCGGGAUAAAUCUUCCAACAUUACUGCAUGCAGGGACACUUUCCGAGGAAGAGUAUGUGAAUGUCCUAUUGUAAAAAAUGUAAAGUUUGUUGGCGAUGGAUAUAGUCACUGUGAAGCCUCAGGAACCUUAAGUUGUGAAUUCAACAAUGGAGGUUGUUGGAAAUUAGCCCGGGGUGGGAAGCUUCAUUCUGCUUGCCAUGAUGACUAUAGAAAAGGUUGCGAGUGUCCGCCAGGGUUGAGAGGUGAUGGAGUCUUGUCAUGUGAAGAUAUUGACGAGUGCAAAGAAAAGCUGGCUUGCCAGUGUCCAGAAUGCAAAUGCAAAAAUACUUUUGGAAGUUAUGAGUGCAAAUGCGGUAGCGGUUUGCUAUACUCACGAGAAAAUGACACAUGCAUUGGUAAAUAUACUUCUUCAGUGGUGAAUAUUUGGAUGAUUAUCCUUGUCUUGGUUGUUACCCUUUCUGGAGGAUAUGCAUUCUACAAGUACAGAAUCCAGAGAUAUAUGGACUCAGAGAUACGUUCGAUUAUGGCUCAAUACAUGCCCUUGGAUAAUCAACCUGAAAUCUCUAAUCAAGUUCAUCACGAUAUCUAGAAGAUCUUGGUGAUCUUUACCUGAGUAGAAUACUAGUCUGUAACUUAGAAUGUUAGCCAGCAUGCAAUUUGUUUCUUUAGGUAAUUUACCUUUUGUAAAGAUCAAUAAUGUGGUUGUGAAAUUAUCCUGAUUUUUUUCUUUUAUAUGGUAUUUAAGAAUACCUAUAUGAAAUUUGUCCUUUCACCUCCUGA
Cicer arietinum (chickpea) is the source of this 2313-nucleotide messenger RNA. Its product is annotated as vacuolar-sorting receptor 1-like. Gene Ontology annotation, molecular function: calcium ion binding. NCBI's taxonomy places the organism in Eukaryota, Viridiplantae, Streptophyta, Magnoliopsida, Fabales, Fabaceae. The record is from RefSeq and is a predicted model, not a curated record.